AUGCGGGCACCUCUCUGGUUUGCCCUUUGCGGCGUUGGCUCGGAGUUGGUGGGCGUCCCUGGUGCUCGCCACGUCUGCGCCGCACUUGCCGGUGAGGAGGUGGACAGCACGAUGAGAACACUGUUGACGGUGCUGAGCGGCGUGGGGAGUGCGGUGGGUCGGCUGGGGAUGAGCUACUUCGAGGUCUGGUCGCACUCGCGCAUGGCGGAAGAUCGAAUCCCCAUCACGGUGUCCCUUUUUGUACUGGCCGUGCGCAUUAUUCUUGUACGUGCUGCGUGUUGCGGUAGCCCCAGCGCAGGUGCUGCGUGGGCGUGGUUUGCAGUUGCGGCGCUGGGGAGUGGCUUUGACGCCGCCGACUCCGUCCCUGCCGUGCGCACCAUGCCUGCAAGGGUGGCCCUGCGCAGGUCUACGGCUUCGCAGGCGGCCUCUUGUGGCUGUCGGCUGUGCGGCUCGACCGUUUUCUGCACGGUGGGGGGUGGUGUGCGUGGGAGGUUGGGCGCCGCGGUGGCGUCUUGUGCCACCGAAGGUCGUGUGUGCUUAAUCCAGUGCUUGUGGUGCCGGUUUGGUCCAUGGCCUGUUUGUUCUCAAUUGGUUACCUACGCGCGGUCUGCGCUUGCUUCUUGCCGAUCGUUGCCGUCGCAGAGUGGAGUCAACGGGGCCCAUCAGUGGUGGGCGUCGGAGGCCGGAUUAGCCGAAUGGCCCUGA
Trypanosoma conorhini is the source of this 705-nucleotide messenger RNA. RefSeq lists its product as uncharacterized. The transcript has a single exon. NCBI's taxonomy places the organism in Eukaryota, Euglenozoa, Kinetoplastea, Trypanosomatida, Trypanosomatidae. The record is from RefSeq and is a predicted model, not a curated record. The coding region runs from base 1 to 705 and encodes 234 amino acids.